UCUACGUUCUUUUUUCCUCCGUGGGAAGCCAUGAUGGCAGUUUGAGAGCGGAGCUGCGGAGCACCCUGAGGAGAGAUGAGUCCUGCCGAUAAACCGCACAUCUUCACGCUUCUACAACGGCUACCGUCGCAUAUCUAACACACAGUUCAGGUGGAGACUGUCAGUUGUCAUUUUUCACGGAACCAACUUGGCCAUCCAGCGACGACGAUGAUCAUUCGUUAGGAGGGUUUUGGGGAGGGGGGGUUUAGCUGUGGUGGCUAGCGGGCGAUGCUAGUCGGGGAAGGCUCGCAAGUGUGUUUUCUUCGCGCGGAGAUGGAGAGGAUUCGCUCCUCUCUCUGGACCUGAUCACGGCGCGCGCGCCGGACACACAGACUUCUGUUUUAUUGUUGUUGUCAUUAUAUCGGAUGCGUUCCGGCUUGACCGGGCCGCGGGAUCGGAGGACCUUUUCAGCAGCUCGGAGGACUGAGCGAUCGGGACCGGGAGAGUCGGGCCUGCUGCGCCGGAGCGGAUAGAGGCCCGUCUGCGAGAGACCCACCGAGCCAGCCCGCGCGCACACAUACACAGUCAAGGGUGAGAGAGGCACAGAACCAUCCCGAACAAAUAUAACCCCCUUUCUAACAAUAAACCGGAAUAAAACUGAAGUGUUUUGAACUGCUGUCAUGGCAAUGACUGCAAAAAUUAAAGAAAUAGUCAGUCGGAAUAAGAGGAGGUACCAGGAGGAUGGCUUCGAUUUGGACCUUACUUAUAUAUAUCCCAACAUUAUUGCUAUGGGUUUUCCCGCUGAGAGGUUGGAGGGAGUCUAUCGCAAUAACAUCGAUGAUGUUGUUAGAUUUCUUGACUCGAAGCAUAAGAACCAUUAUAAAAUUUAUAACCUAUGUGCUGAACGACACUAUGACGCAUCCAAAUUCAACUGUAGGGUGGCACAAUAUCCCUUCGAGGACCACAACCCGCCACAGUUGGAGUUAAUUAAGCCCUUCUGCGAGGAUCUCGACCAGUGGCUGUCUGAGGACGAGAACCACGUGGCGGCCAUCCACUGCAAGGCAGGCAAAGGUCGCACGGGGGUCAUGAUAUGCGCCUACCUGUUGCAUCGUAGGAAGUUCUCAGAGGCACAAGAGGCACUGGACUUUUAUGGGGAAGUCAGGACCAGGGAUAAAAAGGGGGUGACCAUUCCCAGCCAGCGCAGGUAUGUGUAUUACUACAGCUACCUGCUGAAGAACAAGCUGGAAUAUAAACCCGUUGCUCUCCUCUUCCAUAAAAUGGUUUUCCAGACUCUGCCCAUGUUCAGUGGUGGCACAUGCAGGGACAAUACUGUUAAAAACAGGAGUGAGGUGAAUCCCCAGGGCUUCAAGAAAGGCAGCUGGCACUGGGACCCUCAGUUCGUUGUGUAUCAGUUGAAGGUAAAGAUCCACACGUCAAACCCUGCCCACACGCGGAGGGAAGAGAAGCACAUGAUCUUUGAGUUCCCUCAGCCUCUUCCGGUUUGUGGCGACAUCAAAGUGGAAUUCUUCCACAAACAGAGCAAGAUGAUGAAGAAGGAUAAAAUGUUCCAUUUCUGGAUAAACACGUUCUUCAUCCCGGGUCCCGAAGAAGCUGGGGAGAAAGUGGAGAAUGGGUCGGUGGUCAACGACGUGGACAGCCUCUCCUCUCAGAGCCAGAGCUCUCCGGCAGAGAGGGAGAGAGAGAAGGAGAGAGGAAACGCAGCGGGGGGACUUGAAAGAGAAAAGGGCGCAGAAAGGGGAGGAGAGCGAGCGGGAAUUGCGGAUGGAGAUAAAGACUACUUGAUUCUUACCUUAACGAAGAAUGACUUGGAUAAGGCCAAUAAGGACAAAGCUAACCGAUACUUCUCACCCAACUUCAAGGUGAAGUUGUACUUUACCAAGACAGUGGAGGAGCCCUCAAACUCAGAAGCGAGCACUUCAACUUCUGUCACUCCGGAUGUGAGUGAUAAUGAACCAGAUCACUACCGGUAUUCAGACACCACUGAUUCCGACCCGGAAAACGAACCUUUUGAUGAGGAACAGCACGCACAGAUUACAAAAGUCUGAACACUUUUUGGCAUCUGCACACACACACGCACGCACACACACACACACACACACACACACACACACACACACACACACACACACACACACACAAAUACAUGCCGGACAAAAAGAAAAAACAACCAACACCAGUGAAAUAAAAAAAAAGGAGAAAACUUGAAAAUAAACUGAAGAGAAAAGGACCCUUCCUCCCCACCCCUCCAACAGCUCGAGGACAGUCAUGUCGAACGCCAUUGAUCAUAAUGAAGAAAAUAUCCUGACCAAUACAUUGUUUUACUUCAUUUUGAUUGAUGAGUUUUGUGUGUGGAUAACGACACCAUUGCCUGAGGUGGGAGGGAGGGUCCUGUAGCUAUUCUGUGUAAAUAAAAUCCCUUUUUUGUGUCAAAGACGAUAAAAAUCUAGGCAAUCAGGCGAGGAGAGGGGAGGGGAGGGGAGGAGAGGUAGAGCAGACCACAUAUCUCUCCUUCUCCCUGUCUUCACCCAGGCCAGUGCUGCAAUCACCCUCUCCCCCUCUCCCUCGCUCUUCCCCUCCUUACUGUGAAUGCUUCUCGUGCUGUCCGCAGGCGCUAAGACCUUUGACCCCUUCCUGCACAGUGUGUGCUGGUGUACGUAGUCCUUCAGGCUGUUGUACAAAGGCUACGGCAUGCCAGCGUUCCUUUUUCCUAGUCUCCCGACCCGCCCCACUCCCCCUCCCCCCACUGUGUAUAACGAUAAAUUAUGCAGAAAAACACGACAUCCCAUGUAAUUGUCGAUGUUUUUUUCUUUAUUUUUUCUUUUUUAUCCUAAGAUAAUAAAAAAAUAUAAUACAUGAAAGCGCAGGGAAACAGUGUUUGCAAUAAUGUUAACACUCAACAUUUAAAGGAUAAAUUGGUGUGCAUGUCAUUGGAGUCAGUGUCCAUGUUUAAUAAAUGCUAUAUGAUGUGUUUUUAUUAAAACAGAAGUGUCAGAACUCUCUUAAA
Messenger RNA from Megalobrama amblycephala (Wuchang bream), 3004 nucleotides. It is a transcript of the gene ptena, whose product is annotated as phosphatase and tensin homolog A. The record is from RefSeq and is a predicted model, not a curated record. Lineage: Eukaryota; Metazoa; Chordata; Actinopteri; Cypriniformes; Xenocyprididae. The coding region runs from base 660 to 2045 and encodes 461 amino acids. Gene Ontology annotation, biological process: phosphatidylinositol 3-kinase/protein kinase B signal transduction; regulation of phosphatidylinositol 3-kinase/protein kinase B signal transduction; phosphatidylinositol dephosphorylation. Gene Ontology annotation, cellular component: cytosol; cell projection; plasma membrane. The transcript has 10 exons. Gene Ontology annotation, molecular function: inositol-1,3,4,5-tetrakisphosphate 3-phosphatase activity; phosphatidylinositol-3,4-bisphosphate 3-phosphatase activity; phosphatidylinositol-3,4,5-trisphosphate 3-phosphatase activity.